AUGCUCUUCCUGCUUCUGCCCCCUUCCUGCUCCGCCGCUCCCCCACUCCCCUGCUCACCCACACCAACACUCCCUUCCUCCCCUGCCUUUCAGACCGCCGAGUGUGCAUCAGUGUGUCGGAGGGGGGCGUGUUGCAGGCAGGAGGGGAGAUGCCCCACCCCACCCCCUUACCCCCACUCAACUGCCCCUUUCCCCUGUCGCCCUCCUUCCCUCCCCACAGACCAUCGUGUGUGCAUCAGUGUGUUGGAGGGGGGCGUGUUACAGGCAGGCGGGGAGAUGCUAGAGCGUGCAGCAGCGGGGGAGAGGGGAGGGGGAGAAGGCGAGCUGGGGGAGGGGAGACCAGGGGAGGGCGGAAGGGGAGAAGGGGGAGCGGGGGAGGGGGACGUAUGGGUGGUGUGGUACAGGCAGGGGCGGGAUGGGCGGAUGGAGCGGAUAGAAGGGGCGGAGGGGCGCACGUACGUGCCUCAGGAGGCUGAUUAUGGCUGCUGUGUGGUGGCGGGCUGUCGGCCGUGGCUAUCUGAUGGCACGUGGGGAGACGAGGUGCUCUCUGCUCCGGGGCCCAUCGUACUGCCAGUGCUGCACGCCCUGCAUGCUGUGCCGCCUGCCCUUGAGCCAUUCGUCACAGCCAUUCGCGCGCACGGAUCAAGGCACACGCAUGGACCAAGGCGCGCACGUGGACCAAGGAACGCGCGCCCGGACCAAGGCGCGCGCCCGGACCAAGGCGCGCGCCCAGACCAAGGCGCGCCCCCGGACCAGGGCGCGCCCCUGGUCCAAGGCGCGCGCCCGGACCAAGGCGCGCGCCCGGACCAAGGCGCGCCCCCGGACCAAGGCGCGCCCCCGGACCAAGGCGCGCCCCCGGACCAAGGCGCGCCCCCGGACCAAGGCGCGCCCCCGGACCAAGGCGCGCCCCCGGACCAAGGCGCGCCCCCGGACCAAGGCGCGCCCCCGGACCAAGGCGCGCCCCCGGACCAAGGCGCGCCCCCGGACCAAGGCGCGCCCCCGGACCAAGGCGCGCCCCCGGACCAAGGCGCGCCCCCGGACCAAGGCGCGCCCCCGGACCAAGGCGCGCCCCCGGACCAAGGCGCGCGCCCGGACCAAGGCGCGCGCCCGGACCAAGGCGCGCCCCCGGACCAAGGCGCGCCCCCGGACCAAGGCGCGCCCCCGGACCAAGGCGCGCCCCCGGACCAAGGCGCGCCCCCGGACCAAGGCGCGCCCCCGGACCAAGGCGCGCCCCCGGACCAAGGCGCGCCCCGUGACCAAGGAGCGCGCCCGGACCAAGGCGCGCCCCCGGACCAAGGCGCGCCCCCGGACCAAGGCGCGCCCCCGGACCAAGGCGCGCGCCCGGACCAAGGCGCGCGCCCGGACCAAGGCGCGCCCCCGGACCAAGGCGCGCCCCCGGACCAAGGCGCGCCCCCGGACCAAGGCGCGCCCCCGGACCAAGGCGCGCCCCCGGACCAAGGCGCGCCCCCGGACCAAGGCGCGCCCCCGGACCAAGGCGCGCCCCGUGACCAAGGAGCGCGCCCGGACCAAGGCGCGCCCCCGGACCAAGGCGCGCCCCCGGACCAAGGCGCGCCCCCGGACCAAGGCGCGCCCCCGGACCAAGGCGCGCCCCCGGACCAAGGCGCGCCCCCGGACCAAGGCGCGCCCCCGGACCAAGGCGCGCGCCCGGACCAAGGCGCGCCCCCGGACCAAGGCGCGCCCCCGGACCAAGGCGCGCGCCCGGACCAAGGCGCGCCCCCGGACCAAGGCGCGCCCCCGGACCAAGGCACAGAGGAGGUGCGGUGCAUGCAGGGGGGGCAGCGGCGGGGUGAGGGCGAGGGGGCCGUGCUGCUGGAGGGAAGCAUGGGAGGGGCACAAGGCAGGCAUGAACGAGGAGUGCAUGAGCAAGGGGGGCGUGAGCGAGGGCAGGAAGGCCAGGGAAGCCGCGUGGAGGAAGGGCAUGAACCAGGGCGUGGAGGCAUAGGGGGAGGUUAUGUGGGGGAAGGAGAAGGCAGAAGGGAGAGCAGAGCGUCGGCAGAGGCAGAGAGUGCAGGGUCCCGCCCUGCAGUCAACCCCCCACACUCAGAAAGCAACACCACGCUCCGUAUAUCAGGAGGGCCCUACCACACGUCGCUCUUCCACCUGCACCUCCCGCCGUCCCCCCCCGCCCCCGCCUGGCUGCGCCCCUCCUCCUGCCGUAUUCAAUGGUUCCGCGUGCCCCCAGGGGGAUUUCACGCCUUAGACCCUCAACCCAUACCCGGUGCAACGGGCACAUCAUACCAAGCUGACGUGGCAGACGCGCACCAGUGCCUCAUGGUGGAGCUGCGACCACUCUUUACCCAAGAUGUGCACUCCCAGCAGGGGGAGGGGGAGGGGGAGGGGGAGGAGGUGGUGCUGCGAGUGCUGUCACCGCAAGUGCUCGUUGCCUCCGCAGUGGCGAGGGAUGUGGAUCUCAUAGUGGUGGCGGGCAAAGUAGCUUCACCCGACUCAGCCUCUUACCUUGCCAUUCGCCUCCUUCCCUGCCGCCCACCAGACCCAGCAGUGGCGAGGGAUGUGGAUCUCAUAGUGGUGGCGGGCAAAGUAGCUUCACCCGACUCAGCCUCUUACCUUGCCAUUCGCCUCCUUCCCUGCCGCCCACCAGACCCAGCAGUGGCGAGGGAUGUGGAUCUCAUAGUGGUGGCGGGCAAAGUAGCUUCACCCGACUCAGCCUCUUACCUUGCCAUUCGCCUCCUUCCCUGCCGCCCACCAGACCCAGCAGUGGCGAGGGAUGUGGAUCUCAUAGUGGUGGCGGGCAAAGUAGCUUCACCCGACUCAGCCUCUUACCUUGCCAUUCGCCUCCUUCCCUGCCGCCCACCAGACCCAGCAGUGGCGAGGGAUGUGGAUCUCAUAGUGGUGGCGGGCAAAGUAGCUUCACCCGACUCAGCCUCUUACCUUGCCAUUCGCCUCCUUCCCUGCCGCCCACCAGACCCAGCAGUGGCGAGGGAUGUGGAUCUCAUAGUGGUGGCGGGCAAAGUAGCUUCACCCGACUCAGCCUCUUACCUUGCCAUUCGCCUCCUUCCCUGCCGCCCACCAGACCCAGCAGUGGCGAGGGAUGUGGAUCUCAUAGUGGUGGCGGGCAAAGUAGCUUCACCCGACUCAGCCUCUUACCUUGCCAUUCGCCUCCUUCCCUGCCGCCCACCAGACCCAGCAGUGGCGAGGGAUGUGGAUCUCAUAGUGGUGGCGGGCAAAGUAGCUUCACCCGACUCAGCCUCUUACCUUGCCAUUCGCCUCCUUCCCUGCCGCCCACCAGACCCAGCAGUGGCGAGGGAUGUGGAUCUCAUAGUGGUGGCGGGCAAAGUAGCUUCACCCGACUCAGCCUCUUACCUUGCCAUUCGCCUCCUUCCCUGCCGCCCACCAGACCCAGCAGUGGCGAGGGAUGUGGAUCUCAUAGUGGUGGCGGGCAAAGUAGCUUCACCCGACUCAGCCUCUUACCUUGCCAUUCGCCUCCUUCCCUGCCGCCCACCAGACCCAGCAGUGGCGAGGGAUGUGGAUCUCAUAGUGGUGGCGGGCAAAGUAGCUUCACCCGACUCAGCCUCUUACCUUGCCAUUCGCCUCCUUCCCUGCCGCCCACCAGACCCAGCAGUGGCGAGGGAUGUGGAUCUCAUAGUGGUGGCGGGCAAAGUAGCUUCACCCGACUCAGCCUCUUACCUUGCCAUUCGCCUCCUUCCCUGCCGCCCACCAGACCCAGCAGUGGCGAGGGAUGUGGAUCUCAUAGUGGUGGCGGGCAAAGUAGCUUCACCCGACUCAGCCUCUUACCUUGCCAUUCGCCUCCUUCCCUGCCGCCCACCAGACCCAGCAGUGGCGAGGGAUGUGGAUCUCAUAGUGGUGGCGGGCAAAGUAGCUUCACCCGACUCAGCCUCUUACCUUGCCAUUCGCCUCCUUCCCUGCCGCCCACCAGACCCAGCAGUGGCGAGGGAUGUGGAUCUCAUAGUGGUGGCGGGCAAAGUAGCUUCACCCGACUCAGCCUCUUACCUUGCCAUUCGCCUCCUUCCCUGCCGCCCACCAGACCCAGCAGUGGCGAGGGAUGUGGAUCUCAUAGUGGUGGCGGGCAAAGUAGCUUCACCCGACUCAGCCUCUUACCUUGCCAUUCGCCUCCUUCCCUGCCGCCCACCAGACCCAGCAGUGGCGAGGGAUGUGGAUCUCAUAGUGGUGGCGGGCAAAGUAGCUUCACCCGACUCAGCCUCUUACCUUGCCAUUCGCCUCCUUCCCUGCCGCCCACCAGACCCAGCAGUGGCGAGGGAUGUGGAUCUCAUAGUGGUGGCGGGCAAAGUAGCUUCACCCGACUCAGCCUCUUACCUUGCCAUUCGCCUCCUUCCCUGCCGCCCACCAGACCCAGCAGUGGCGAGGGAUGUGGAUCUCAUAGUGGUGGCGGGCAAAGUAGCUUCACCCGACUCAGCCUCUUACCUUGCCAUUCGCCUCCUUCCCUGCCGCCCACCAGACCCAGCAGUGGCGAGGGAUGUGGAUCUCAUAGUGGUGGCGGGCAAAGUAGCUUCACCCGACUCAGCCUCUUACCUUGCCAUUCGCCUCCUUCCCUGCCGCCCACCAGACCCAGCAGUGGCGAGGGAUGUGGAUCUCAUAGUGGUGGCGGGCAAAGUAGCUUCACCCGACUCAGCCUCUUACCUUGCCAUUCGCCUCCUUCCCUGCCGCCCACCAGACCCAGCAGUGGCGAGGGAUGUGGAUCUCAUAGUGGUGGCGGGCAAAGUAGCUUCACCCGACUCAGCCUCUUACCUUGCCAUUCGCCUCCUUCCCUGCCGCCCACCAGACCCAGCAGUGGCGAGGGAUGUGGAUCUCAUAGUGGUGGCGGGCAAAGUAGCUUCACCCGACUCAGCCUCUUACCUUGCCAUUCGCCUCCUUCCCUGCCGCCCACCAGACCCAGCAGUGGCGAGGGAUGUGGAUCUCAUAGUGGUGGCGGGCAAAGUAGCUUCACCCGACUCAGCCUCUUACCUUGCCAUUCGCCUCCUUCCCUGCCGCCCACCAGACCCAGCAGUGGCGAGGGAUGUGGAUCUCAUAGUGGUGGCGGGCAAAGUAGCUUCACCCGACUCAGCCUCUUACCUUGCCAUUCGCCUCCUUCCCUGCCGCCCACCAGACCCAGCAGUGGCGAGGGAUGUGGAUCUCAUAGUGGUGGCGGGCAAAGUAGCUUCACCCGACUCAGCCUCUUACCUUGCCAUUCGCCUCCUUCCCUGCCGCCCACCAGACCCAGCAGUGGCGAGGGAUGUGGAUCUCAUAGUGGUGGCGGGCAAAGUAGCUUCACCCGACUCAGCCUCUUACCUUGCCAUUCGCCUCCUUCCCUGCCGCCCACCAGACCCAGCAGUGGCGAGGGAUGUGGAUCUCAUAGUGGUGGCGGGCAAAGUAGCUUCACCCGACUCAGCCUCUUACCUUGCCAUUCGCCUCCUUCCCUGCCGCCCACCAGACCCAGCAGUGGCGAGGGAUGUGGAUCUCAUAGUGGUGGCGGGCAAAGUAGCUUCACCCGACUCAGCCUCUUACCUUGCCAUUCGCCUCCUUCCCUGCCGCCCACCAGACCCAGCAGUGGCGAGGGAUGUGGAUCUCAUAGUGGUGGCGGGCAAAGUAGCUUCACCCGACUCAGCCUCUUACCUUGCCAUUCGCCUCCUUCCCUGCCGCCCACCAGACCCAGCAGUGGCGAGGGAUGUGGAUCUCAUAGUGGUGGCGGGCAAAGUAGCUUCACCCGACUCAGCCUCUUACCUUGCCAUUCGCCUCCUUCCCUGCCGCCCACCAGACCCAGCAGUGGCGAGGGAUGUGGAUCUCAUAGUGGUGGCGGGCAAAGUAGCUUCACCCGACUCAGCCUCUUACCUUGCCAUUCGCCUCCUUCCCUGCCGCCCACCAGACCCAGCAGUGGCGAGGGAUGUGGAUCUCAUAGUGGUGGCGGGCAAAGUAGCUUCACCCGACUCAGCCUCUUACCUUGCCAUUCGCCUCCUUCCCUGCCGCCCACCAGACCCAGCAGUGGCGAGGGAUGUGGAUCUCAUAGUGGUGGCGGGCAAAGUAGCUUCACCCGACUCAGCCUCUUACCUUGCCAUUCGCCUCCUUCCCUGCCGCCCACCAGACCCAGCAGUGGCGAGGGAUGUGGAUCUCAUAGUGGUGGCGGGCAAAGUAGCUUCACCCGACUCAGCCUCUUACCUUGCCAUUCGCCUCCUUCCCUGCCGCCCACCAGACCCAGCAGUGGCGAGGGAUGUGGAUCUCAUAGUGGUGGCGGGCAAAGUAGCUUCACCCGACUCAGCCUCUUACCUUGCCAUUCGCCUCCUUCCCUGCCGCCCACCAGACCCAGCAGUGGCGAGGGAUGUGGAUCUCAUAGUGGUGGCGGGCAAAGUAGCUUCACCCGACUCAGCCUCUUACCUUGCCAUUCGCCUCCUUCCCUGCCGCCCACCAGACCCAGCAGUGGCGAGGGAUGUGGAUCUCAUAGUGGUGGCGGGCAAAGUAGCUUCACCCGACUCAGCCUCUUACCUUGCCAUUCGCCUCCUUCCCUGCCGCCCACCAGACCCAGCAGUGGCGAGGGAUGUGGAUCUCAUAGUGGUGGCGGGCAAAGUAGCUUCACCCGACUCAGCCUCUUACCUUGCCAUUCGCCUCCUUCCCUGCCGCCCACCAGACCCAGCAGUGGCGAGGGAUGUGGAUCUCAUAGUGGUGGCGGGCAAAGUAGCUUCACCCGACUCAGCCUCUUACCUUGCCAUUCGCCUCCUUCCCUGCCGCCCACCAGACCCAGCAGUGGCGAGGGAUGUGGAUCUCAUAGUGGUGGCGGGCAAAGUAGCUUCACCCGACUCAGCCUCUUACCUUGCCAUUCGCCUCCUUCCCUGCCGCCCACCAGACCCAGCAGUGGCGAGGGAUGUGGAUCUCAUAGUGGUGGCGGGCAAAGUAGCUUCACCCGACUCAGCCUCUUACCUUGCCAUUCGCCUCCUUCCCUGCCGCCCACCAGACCCAGCAGUGGCGAGGGAUGUGGAUCUCAUAGUGGUGGCGGGCAAAGUAGCUUCACCCGACUCAGCCUCUUACCUUGCCAUUCGCCUCCUUCCCUGCCGCCCACCAGACCCAGCAGUGGCGAGGGAUGUGGAUCUCAUAGUGGUGGCGGGCAAAGUAGCUUCACCCGACUCAGCCUCUUACCUUGCCAUUCGCCUCCUUCCCUGCCGCCCACCAGACCCAGCAGUGGCGAGGGAUGUGGAUCUCAUAGUGGUGGCGGGCAAAGUAGCUUCACCCGACUCAGCCUCUUACCUUGCCAUUCGCCUCCUUCCCUGCCGCCCACCAGACCCAGCAGUGGCGAGGGAUGUGGAUCUCAUAGUGGUGGCGGGCAAAGUAGCUUCACCCGACUCAGCCUCUUACCUUGCCAUUCGCCUCCUUCCCUGCCGCCCACCAGACCCAGCAGUGGCGAGGGAUGUGGAUCUCAUAGUGGUGGCGGGCAAAGUAGCUUCACCCGACUCAGCCUCUUACCUUGCCAUUCGCCUCCUUCCCUGCCGCCCACCAGACCCAGCAGUGGCGAGGGAUGUGGAUCUCAUAGUGGUGGCGGGCAAAGUAGCUUCACCCGACUCAGCCUCUUACCUUGCCAUUCGCCUCCUUCCCUGCCGCCCACCAGACCCAGCAGUGGCGAGGGAUGUGGAUCUCAUAGUGGUGGCGGGCAAAGUAGCUUCACCCGACUCAGCCUCUUACCUUGCCAUUCGCCUCCUUCCCUGCCGCCCACCAGACCCAGCAGUGGCGAGGGAUGUGGAUCUCAUAGUGGUGGCGGGCAAAGUAGCUUCACCCGACUCAGCCUCUUACCUUGCCAUUCGCCUCCUUCCCUGCCGCCCACCAGACCCAGCAGUGGCGAGGGAUGUGGAUCUCAUAGUGGUGGCGGGCAAAGUAGCUUCACCCGACUCAGCCUCUUACCUUGCCAUUCGCCUCCUUCCCUGCCGCCCACCAGACCCAGCAGUGGCGAGGGAUGUGGAUCUCAUAGUGGUGGCGGGCAAAGUAGCUUCACCCGACUCAGCCUCUUACCUUGCCAUUCGCCUCCUUCCCUGCCGCCCACCAGACCCAGCAGUGGCGAGGGAUGUGGAUCUCAUAGUGGUGGCGGGCAAAGUAGCUUCACCCGACUCAGCCUCUUACCUUGCCAUUCGCCUCCUUCCCUGCCGCCCACCAGACCCAGCAGUGGCGAGGGAUGUGGAUCUCAUAGUGGUGGCGGGCAAAGUAGCUUCACCCGACUCAGCCUCUUACCUUGCCAUUCGCCUCCUUCCCUGCCGCCCACCAGACCCAGCAGUGGCGAGGGAUGUGGAUCUCAUAGUGGUGGCGGGCAAAGUAGCUUCACCCGACUCAGCCUCUUACCUUGCCAUUCGCCUCCUUCCCUGCCGCCCACCAGACCCAGCAGUGGCGAGGGAUGUGGAUCUCAUAGUGGUGGCGGGCAAAGUAGCUUCACCCGACUCAGCCUCUUACCUUGCCAUUCGCCUCCUUCCCUGCCGCCCACCAGACCCAGCAGUGGCGAGGGAUGUGGAUCUCAUAGUGGUGGCGGGCAAAGUAGCUUCACCCGACUCAGCCUCUUACCUUGCCAUUCGCCUCCUUCCCUGCCGCCCACCAGACCCAGCAGUGGCGAGGGAUGUGGAUCUCAUAGUGGUGGCGGGCAAAGUAGCUUCACCCGACUCAGCCUCUUACCUUGCCAUUCGCCUCCUUCCCUGCCGCCCACCAGACCCAGCAGUGGCGAGGGAUGUGGAUCUCAUAGUGGUGGCGGGCAAAGUAGCUUCACCCGACUCAGCCUCUUACCUUGCCAUUCGCCUCCUUCCCUGCCGCCCACCAGACCCAGCAGUGGCGAGGGAUGUGGAUCUCAUAGUGGUGGCGGGCAAAGUAGCUUCACCCGACUCAGCCUCUUACCUUGCCAUUCGCCUCCUUCCCUGCCGCCCACCAGACCCAGCAGUGGCGAGGGAUGUGGAUCUCAUAGUGGUGGCGGGCAAAGUAGCUUCACCCGACUCAGCCUCUUACCUUGCCAUUCGCCUCCUUCCCUGCCGCCCACCAGACCCAGCAGUGGCGAGGGAUGUGGAUCUCAUAGUGGUGGCGGGCAAAGUAGCUUCACCCGACUCAGCCUCUUACCUUGCCAUUCGCCUCCUUCCCUGCCGCCCACCAGACCCAGCAGUGGCGAGGGAUGUGGAUCUCAUAGUGGUGGCGGGCAAAGUAGCUUCACCCGACUCAGCCUCUUACCUUGCCAUUCGCCUCCUUCCCUGCCGCCCACCAGACCCAGCAGUGGCGAGGGAUGUGGAUCUCAUAGUGGUGGCGGGCAAAGUAGCUUCACCCGACUCAGCCUCUUACCUUGCCAUUCGCCUCCUUCCCUGCCGCCCACCAGACCCAGCAGUGGCGAGGGAUGUGGAUCUCAUAGUGGUGGCGGGCAAAGUAGCUUCACCCGACUCAGCCUCUUACCUUGCCAUUCGCCUCCUUCCCUGCCGCCCACCAGACCCAGCAGUGGCGAGGGAUGUGGAUCUCAUAGUGGUGGCGGGCAAAGUAGCUUCACCCGACUCAGCCUCUUACCUUGCCAUUCGCCUCCUUCCCUGCCGCCCACCAGACCCAGCAGUGGCGAGGGAUGUGGAUCUCAUAGUGGUGGCGGGCAAAGUAGCUUCACCCGACUCAGCCUCUUACCUUGCCAUUCGCCUCCUUCCCUGCCGCCCACCAGACCCAGCAGUGGCGAGGGAUGUGGAUCUCAUAGUGGUGGCGGGCAAAGUAGCUUCACCCGACUCAGCCUCUUACCUUGCCAUUCGCCUCCUUCCCUGCCGCCCACCAGACCCAGCAGUGGCGAGGGAUGUGGAUCUCAUAGUGGUGGCGGGCAAAGUAGCUUCACCCGACUCAGCCUCUUACCUUGCCAUUCGCCUCCUUCCCUGCCGCCCACCAGACCCAGCAGUGGCGAGGGAUGUGGAUCUCAUAGUGGUGGCGGGCAAAGUAGCUUCACCCGACUCAGCCUCUUACCUUGCCAUUCGCCUCCUUCCCUGCCGCCCACCAGACCCAGCAGUGGCGAGGGAUGUGGAUCUCAUAGUGGUGGCGGGCAAAGUAGCUUCACCCGACUCAGCCUCUUACCUUGCCAUUCGCCUCCUUCCCUGCCGCCCACCAGACCCAGCAGUGGCGAGGGAUGUGGAUCUCAUAGUGGUGGCGGGCAAAGUAGCUUCACCCGACUCAGCCUCUUACCUUGCCAUUCGCCUCCUUCCCUGCCGCCCACCAGACCCAGCAGUGGCGAGGGAUGUGGAUCUCAUAGUGGUGGCGGGCAAAGUAGCUUCACCCGACUCAGCCUCUUACCUUGCCAUUCGCCUCCUUCCCUGCCGCCCACCAGACCCAGCAGUGGCGAGGGAUGUGGAUCUCAUAGUGGUGGCGGGCAAAGUAGCUUCACCCGACUCAGCCUCUUACCUUGCCAUUCGCCUCCUUCCCUGCCGCCCACCAGACCCAGCAGUGGCGAGGGAUGUGGAUCUCAUAGUGGUGGCGGGCAAAGUAGCUUCACCCGACUCAGCCUCUUACCUUGCCAUUCGCCUCCUUCCCUGCCGCCCACCAGACCCAGCAGUGGCGAGGGAUGUGGAUCUCAUAGUGGUGGCGGGCAAAGUAGCUUCACCCGACUCAGCCUCUUACCUUGCCAUUCGCCUCCUUCCCUGCCGCCCACCAGACCCAGCAGUGGCGAGGGAUGUGGAUCUCAUAGUGGUGGCGGGCAAAGUAGCUUCACCCGACUCAGCCUCUUACCUUGCCAUUCGCCUCCUUCCCUGCCGCCCACCAGACCCAGCAGUGGCGAGGGAUGUGGAUCUCAUAGUGGUGGCGGGCAAAGUAGCUUCACCCGACUCAGCCUCUUACCUUGCCAUUCGCCUCCUUCCCUGCCGCCCACCAGACCCAGCAGUGGCGAGGGAUGUGGAUCUCAUAGUGGUGGCGGGCAAAGUAGCUUCACCCGACUCAGCCUCUUACCUUGCCAUUCGCCUCCUUCCCUGCCGCCCACCAGACCCAGCAGUGGCGAGGGAUGUGGAUCUCAUAGUGGUGGCGGGCAAAGUAGCUUCACCCGACUCAGCCUCUUACCUUGCCAUUCGCCUCCUUCCCUGCCGCCCACCAGACCCAGCAGUGGCGAGGGAUGUGGAUCUCAUAGUGGUGGCGGGCAAAGUAGCUUCACCCGACUCAGCCUCUUACCUUGCCAUUCGCCUCCUUCCCUGCCGCCCACCAGACCCAGCAGUGGCGAGGGAUGUGGAUCUCAUAGUGGUGGCGGGCAAAGUAGCUUCACCCGACUCAGCCUCUUACCUUGCCAUUCGCCUCCUUCCCUGCCGCCCACCAGACCCAGCAGUGGCGAGGGAUGUGGAUCUCAUAGUGGUGGCGGGCAAAGUAGCUUCACCCGACUCAGCCUCUUACCUUGCCAUUCGCCUCCUUCCCUGCCGCCCACCAGACCCAGCAGUGGCGAGGGAUGUGGAUCUCAUAGUGGUGGCGGGCAAAGUAGCUUCACCCGACUCAGCCUCUUACCUUGCCAUUCGCCUCCUUCCCUGCCGCCCACCAGACCCAGCAGUGGCGAGGGAUGUGGAUCUCAUAGUGGUGGCGGGCAAAGUAGCUUCACCCGACUCAGCCUCUUACCUUGCCAUUCGCCUCCUUCCCUGCCGCCCACCAGACCCAGCAGUGGCGAGGGAUGUGGAUCUCAUAGUGGUGGCGGGCAAAGUAGCUUCACCCGACUCAGCCUCUUACCUUGCCAUUCGCCUCCUUCCCUGCCGCCCACCAGACCCAGCAGUGGCGAGGGAUGUGGAUCUCAUAGUGGUGGCGGGCAAAGUAGCUUCACCCGACUCAGCCUCUUACCUUGCCAUUCGCCUCCUUCCCUGCCGCCCACCAGACCCAGCAGUGGCGAGGGAUGUGGAUCUCAUAGUGGUGGCGGGCAAAGUAGCUUCACCCGACUCAGCCUCUUACCUUGCCAUUCGCCUCCUUCCCUGCCGCCCACCAGACCCAGCAGUGGCGAGGGAUGUGGAUCUCAUAGUGGUGGCGGGCAAAGUAGCUUCACCCGACUCAGCCUCUUACCUUGCCAUUCGCCUCCUUCCCUGCCGCCCACCAGACCCAGCAGUGGCGAGGGAUGUGGAUCUCAUAGUGGUGGCGGGCAAAGUAGCUUCACCCGACUCAGCCUCUUACCUUGCCAUUCGCCUCCUUCCCUGCCGCCCACCAGACCCAGCAGUGGCGAGGGAUGUGGAUCUCAUAGUGGUGGCGGGCAAAGUAGCUUCACCCGACUCAGCCUCUUACCUUGCCAUUCGCCUCCUUCCCUGCCGCCCACCAGACCCAGCAGUGGCGAGGGAUGUGGAUCUCAUAGUGGUGGCGGGCAAAGUAGCUUCACCCGACUCAGCCUCUUACCUUGCCAUUCGCCUCCUUCCCUGCCGCCCACCAGACCCAGCAGUGGCGAGGGAUGUGGAUCUCAUAGUGGUGGCGGGCAAAGUAGCUUCACCCGACUCAGCCUCUUACCUUGCCAUUCGCCUCCUUCCCUGCCGCCCACCAGACCCAGCAGUGGCGAGGGAUGUGGAUCUCAUAGUGGUGGCGGGCAAAGUAGCUUCACCCGACUCAGCCUCUUACCUUGCCAUUCGCCUCCUUCCCUGCCGCCCACCAGACCCAGCAGUGGCGAGGGAUGUGGAUCUCAUAGUGGUGGCGGGCAAAGUAGCUUCACCCGACUCAGCCUCUUACCUUGCCAUUCGCCUCCUUCCCUGCCGCCCACCAGACCCAGCAGUGGCGAGGGAUGUGGAUCUCAUAGUGGUGGCGGGCAAAGUAGCUUCACCCGACUCAGCCUCUUACCUUGCCAUUCGCCUCCUUCCCUGCCGCCCACCAGACCCAGCAGUGGCGAGGGAUGUGGAUCUCAUAGUGGUGGCGGGCAAAGUAGCUUCACCCGACUCAGCCUCUUACCUUGCCAUUCGCCUCCUUCCCUGCCGCCCACCAGACCCAGCAGUGGCGAGGGAUGUGGAUCUCAUAGUGGUGGCGGGCAAAGUAGCUUCACCCGACUCAGCCUCUUACCUUGCCAUUCGCCUCCUUCCCUGCCGCCCACCAGACCCAGCAGUGGCGAGGGAUGUGGAUCUCAUAGUGGUGGCGGGCAAAGUAGCUUCACCCGACUCAGCCUCUUACCUUGCCAUUCGCCUCCUUCCCUGCCGCCCACCAGACCCAGCAGUGGCGAGGGAUGUGGAUCUCAUAGUGGUGGCGGGCAAAGUAGCUUCACCCGACUCAGCCUCUUACCUUGCCAUUCGCCUCCUUCCCUGCCGCCCACCAGACCCAGCAGUGGCGAGGGAUGUGGAUCUCAUAGUGGUGGCGGGCAAAGUAGCUUCACCCGACUCAGCCUCUUACCUUGCCAUUCGCCUCCUUCCCUGCCGCCCACCAGACCCAGCAGUGGCGAGGGAUGUGGAUCUCAUAGUGGUGGCGGGCAAAGUAGCUUCACCCGACUCAGCCUCUUACCUUGCCAUUCGCCUCCUUCCCUGCCGCCCACCAGACCCAGCAGUGGCGAGGGAUGUGGAUCUCAUAGUGGUGGCGGGCAAAGUAGCUUCACCCGACUCAGCCUCUUACCUUGCCAUUCGCCUCCUUCCCUGCCGCCCACCAGACCCAGCAGUGGCGAGGGAUGUGGAUCUCAUAGUGGUGGCGGGCAAAGUAGCUUCACCCGACUCAGCCUCUUACCUUGCCAUUCGCCUCCUUCCCUGCCGCCCACCAGACCCAGCAGUGGCGAGGGAUGUGGAUCUCAUAGUGGUGGCGGGCAAAGUAGCUUCACCCGACUCAGCCUCUUACCUUGCCAUUCGCCUCCUUCCCUGCCGCCCACCAGACCCAGCAGUGGCGAGGGAUGUGGAUCUCAUAGUGGUGGCGGGCAAAGUAGCUUCACCCGACUCAGCCUCUUACCUUGCCAUUCGCCUCCUUCCCUGCCGCCCACCAGACCCAGCAGUGGCGAGGGAUGUGGAUCUCAUAGUGGCAGCGGGCAGCACCAAAGUGGAGACGCAUGACAUCGGGCGGUCAGGCCGAAGGGAGCACCGAGUGGUGGACGCCAGUAGAAAGCGGUUCAAAGUGGUGAAGCUCACAGCGCUUGCUGCCAUCAACAGAGUGGAAGUCAGAGCAACCUACGACCCGCCUUUCAGGGUGGAAACAGAGCCAGGCGAGGGGGAGCGCAUGCGGGUGGUGGUGAGCGCAGACAAGGAGGUGGAGCUCACACUGCCCUCGCAGCGAGCCCGGGAUGUGAUGGUGCUGUGUCUGCGUGCGUUCAUGCAGCAGCACCGCACAGCCAAGCACCAUUAG
Closterium sp. Yama58-4 is the source of this 14208-nucleotide messenger RNA. NCBI's taxonomy places the organism in Eukaryota, Viridiplantae, Streptophyta, Zygnematophyceae, Desmidiales, Closteriaceae. The record is from the annotation of a GenBank genome assembly.